This is a messenger RNA of Zychaea mexicana, 1549 nucleotides long. RefSeq names its product C2 domain-containing protein. The record is from RefSeq and is a predicted model, not a curated record. Bases 85 to 1251 code for a protein of 388 amino acids. NCBI's taxonomy places the organism in Eukaryota, Fungi, Mucoromycota, Mucoromycetes, Mucorales, Lichtheimiaceae. The transcript has 7 exons.
CAGCCUCGCUUUCUUUCUUCUUCUUACAACUGUCUGCUACUUUUUCACACACAAGACACACAAAGACUUAAACACACCACAUUUAUGGAAGAACAGCUGAAAAAGACUAUUGGCGAACUUGUCGUCAUCGCAAUUAAGGCCCGCGACUUGCCCAAUCGCGAGGUUGUAGGCAAACAGGAUCCGUUUGUCACGUUUCGACUAGGCGAAACGGCCAAGAGAACAAAGACGGACUAUCGUGGUGGUCAACAUCCCAUCUGGGACGAUCAGGUGAAUCUGCCAGUUCCCGAAGGCAAAACAACGCUGUACAUGCAGGUGUUUGACGAGGACGGCAGCCGAGAAGAUCUGAUUUCGGAGGGAGACAUUGAUCUGAAAAACGUGCUGCAGGAAGGCGAAGAAGACAAGUGGUAUCCGCUGAAGUAUCGGGGUAAAAAGGCGGGUGAGAUCUAUGUUGAGCUGACCUUUUACUCGGCUCGGCCUCCGCCUAAGCGCCAACCGACGCGGCUCUACAACAAGCGCCCAGCUGGCGCCGCUUACAACAAAUCACGACCCGUCUAUGCACCACCACAACAACAGCAGCAGCAGCAGCAGUACUUGAACAGGCCACCUCCAGUUCCGACGGAAUCCGCAUCGACCCCUGCACGCAUGACCGCCGGCCCUCCCAUCUAUCGACCCCCACCCCCGCGCCCUAUGUAUAACGCUCCCCACGAUGCCACACCGCACAUGCCACAAACAUUGACACCUUCCUCGUCUACUGGCACGGCAUCUUCUGCAGGUGGUGGUGGUAGUGCUUACACGACGCGUCCUCCCGGCAGUGGCCAUCACCACUCAUCGUCCCUCGGCGGAAAUGGAGGAUAUCCUCCCGUCUCUGCCGGUUAUCCGCCGUCUCAGCCCAUGGGCUAUGGUGGCGCGCCACUUCUUUCCUCUUCCUACAGACCAGCACCGUCGCCUGCUUUCAAUGCACCACCAAGCGGUCCUGCUCCUAUGGGCUUUCGUCCACCCGCUCCAUAUCCUCCCCAUAGCCAACCGGGCGCAUACCCACCUCCUCAGCCCACGCCUUCCAUGAGUUUCCCAACGCCGCAGCCUUACACUGCUGAGUAUACACCCCAUCACGACCAACACUCGGGCCAACCAUUCGCCGCAGCUCAUCAAGCGCCGUACCCUCCUGCUGGGCCACCGGGCGGCUACCCUCCUCCAGCAGCAGGUGGAGGCUAUCCACCUCAACAAGGUUAUCCACCUUACCCAGCCCAUUAGACAUAUCAAGAUCGACAACGGCAACACCAAUCCCCACUAUUCAUAUCCAGUAAUCUUAUCCUCCCCGCAUUGCACUCUUAUUAACCCAUGCAGUAUAGAAUAGCUGUUGUUGUCAUUGUUAUCACUGUUCCCCUCAAUCCUGCUACCAUGGUCGGCCAUGCACUUUCUUGAAAUACCUCACGUACAAUAUGAGCGAUGCGAUCACCUCGUAUCUCGCUCCUCAUUUCAUCGGGUGUAGAGUGUAUAAAGUUGCAUCUCCACCUCUUCCUGUAACAUAAUAAAUUAUUUUGUAAAAACA